GUACAAUGUCUAUAAACAAGGUCAGGGCCCUCGGGUAUUAGCCCCCUCAUGUCUUCACACGUCGCUCGACUCGGAUUGUUCUGCUAUUCGUGCCCAAGUGUAAGAUGCGUUCCACCGCCCUCUUCGGCCUCCUGCCGCUGGCCUUGGCCGCCCCGUUCGAGGACAGGCGUGCCCCUCUCCAUGUGCCCCGGGGUGCGACGACUGGCGAUAGCUACAUUGUCAAGAUGAAGGCCGGAGCCCCCAACGAGAUUGGCAUCCAGGCCAUCAAGCCCGAUGCCGACCAGGAAUUCACCAACCUGAGCGCCUUUUCUGCGACCCUGGACGACGAGGACUUGGAGCAGCUCCGGCUGAACCCCCAGGUUGAGUUUGUCGAGAAGGAGCAGGAGCUGUCCAUCUUUGCGUCCGUGACGCAGACGAACGCCACAUGGGGCAUUGCCCGGCUCUCGAGCACCAGCAGCGGCGCGGCCACUUACACCUACGACGACGUGGCGGGCGAGGGUGCCUGCGCCUAUGUCAUUGACACGGGUGUCGAUGGUACACAUCCAGAAUUCGAGGGUCGCGCGUCCCUUGUAGCCAACACAAUCGAUAGUGACCCUCUCGAUCGCAACGGCCACGGCACCCACGUCGCCGGGACUAUUGCCUCCAAGACGUACGGUGUUGCAAAGAAGAGCACCGUCUUUGGCGUCAAGGCCUUCGGCCCUACUGGUUCAAGCAACACCUCUAUCCUCGUCGCCGCGAUGGAUUUUGUCCUGGGCGACUUCCCGUCCAAGGCCUCCCUGUGCCCCAAGGGCAUCAUCGUCAACAUGUCCCUCGGCGGUCCUACUUCGCCGGCGAUGGACGAUGCCGCCACCGCCCUUGUCAACGCAGGGCUCGCCGUCGCCGUGGCCGCUGGCAACGGCGCCCGCGACGCCAGCGCUAUAUCGCCCGCCCGCGUUCCGAGCGUGUGCACCGUCGGCUCAACCGAUGUCAACGACCAGGCCGGCAGCUCCUCCAACUACGGCACCUCCGUCGACAUCCACGCGCCCGGCGUCAACAUCCUCAGCACUAUUCCCGACGGCCGCACCGCACUCAGCACGGGCACCUCUAUGGCCACGCCACACGUCGCUGGGCUCAUGGCUUACUACCUCGCUCUGGACGCCACUACCCCGUCCGCGGCGUGCGAGUACCUUGUGGCCAAUGCGCUGUCAGGGAGGAUCACGAGCCUGAAGGGCACCACCAAAAACCUGUUGGCGCACCUUGUUUGAUCAUUACGUGGCGGUCGAGAACCACGCCAAGGCUACGGUUGUAUAUAUGUACCAUAGAUGACACAUUAAUGGUAGCUUAACAUGCCUACUGAAAAUGCUAUCUAGAUGGGUUUUUGCAUCAAUAGCCACACGUCAGUUUCGCUUUGGAGGUAUCGAAACAACCCUGCGAUAGUCCACUCAAACUCAUCCAGAUCCUGUAAUAUUUUGC
Microdochium trichocladiopsis is the source of this 1452-nucleotide messenger RNA. Its product is annotated as cuticle-degrading protease bassiasin I precursor. The coding region runs from base 105 to 1244 and encodes 379 amino acids. The transcript has 3 exons. Gene Ontology annotation, molecular function: serine-type endopeptidase activity. Gene Ontology annotation, biological process: proteolysis. The record is from RefSeq and is a predicted model, not a curated record. Lineage: Eukaryota; Fungi; Ascomycota; Sordariomycetes; Xylariales; Microdochiaceae.